Messenger RNA from Colletotrichum spaethianum, 3690 nucleotides. RefSeq names its product pre-mRNA-processing ATP-dependent RNA helicase PRP5. The record is from RefSeq and is a predicted model, not a curated record. Bases 1 to 3690 code for a protein of 1229 amino acids. Lineage: Eukaryota; Fungi; Ascomycota; Sordariomycetes; Glomerellales; Glomerellaceae. The transcript is spliced from 3 exons. Gene Ontology annotation, molecular function: RNA helicase activity; nucleic acid binding; ATP binding.
AUGGCUCGGACCAGGGACUCGCGCUCACCAUCGCCUGCAGGAAGCCAAUACAAUGCGAGACGCCCCCGCAAAGACGAUGACAGGCGCGAUCGGGACCGCCGCGAUGACGGCGGCAGAGACUACCGUCGUCGCUCGCGGUCCAGGACCCCUGCCGACGUGAGAAGCCACCACCACCACGGGAGACGCGACGGGGAGCAUUCUGACAAAUACCACGAGCAGCGCCGAUACCGAGACCGUGACCGUGAUCGCGACUCUUACCGUCGCAGAGAGCGCUCCAUAGAUCGACGAGACGAUGAUUCCUACCGCGGAGGCCGACGAGACAACGACCGCCACAGAGACCGCCGGAGGUCCCGCGACAGAUAUGCCGACCGCGAUCGGUCUCUGGACAGACGGCGACCCCGCGACGGCGACAGGGACCAUCGCCCGAGGCGGGACGACUCUAGAGACCGAGUUCACGCAAGGCGAGAGGGAACCGCUGACUCCCGUCCCCGCAGCAGGCGCGACGACAGCCGCCCGCGCGGUGCGGCGCCUCCAGAGAGUGCCAGCACUCCCGGUAAUGAGGUGAGACAGGCCCUUCUCCAUCAUGGGACUACGCUCGCUAACCCGGAUUUACAGGCUGCUAAGCCCAAGCCCGCCCCAGCCCAGACCGAAGCUGACAAGAAGGCCGAGCGACUCGCCAGGCUGGAGGCAUGGAAGAAGAGCAGAGAGAACAAGGCCAAUAAAGAGAAUGAGGUUAAUCCAAGUCAGACUAGGAAUCUCCUCGCGGAGAUGGACAAGAAGUCCGUGCCGUCCCCGGCCGCCGCUUCGCCAUCUGUGGCCUCGCCCACUGUGGCGUCACCUGCCGUUGCAUCCCCCGGAGCGCUAUCACCUGCCCCGACUCAGACUACCGCGUCAGGAGCUGCAUCCCCGGCCCCUUUUGCGGGUAAGUUUGACCCUAAGGCUAUUGCGAAGAAGUCGGCAGCGUCACACAAGAAUGUCGGUACAAACGGUGUACUGGGUUCUCUCGAGGGCCGUCCUGAGAAGUCGACUGCACCUGUCGCACCAAUCACCAAAGCUUCGGCACUGCCUGCCAACCGCAACUUGAGUGCGUUUGGUUUCAGUAAGGCGACAGCUGACAGCGAGAAGCUUGCGAACAAGCGCAAGCUGGACCUCGACGAGGAGGAGGGAACGAAAAGGAAGCUUACGAAGUUGCCCGCACUUCCCCUCGAGGCUGAUGACACCCCCUAUGCUGAUCAAGACGAGGACGACGAGUCUGAUGGUGGCAACUUCGCCGAGACUGAGGAAGAGGCUGCUGCCGCCGCUCGUGCAGCACACGAACGGCGCGAGAGAGAGCUGCAGGAAGCGCAAGAAGAGGCAAAGCCCGAUGUCGACAUGCAAGACGCCGUACCGCUUCAGACCAACGGCACCGCCGAACAGCCUCAAGCCGAUCAGAUGGAUGUUGAAGAGAAAGACGACGUCGAUCCUUUGGAUGCGUUCAUGGCCGAUUUGACAGAUACCAAGGCCGGACCCACGGCUCCCAAGGCAAGUACAUCAUCAAAGAAGGUCCAAGAGCCAGAGGCGUACUUCAGUGACGAUGACUACGCUUUUAAGGCAGAAGAUGGCAAAGACCCCAACGCUGUUCUGGCCAUGGCAGCGAAGCGCAAGAAGAAGGACAUUCCGACCGUCGACUAUAGCAAGCUCGACCUGCACCCUAUUCGCAAGAAUUUCUGGGUCGAACCAGCGGAGCUUGCUGCCCUGACUGAGGAAGAAGCCAACGAGCUCCGUUUGGAGCUCGACGGCAUCAAAGUCUCUGGCAAGAACAUCCCGAAGCCUGUCCAGAAAUGGGCGCAGUGCGGUCUGACGCGUCGCACUCUUGAUGUUCUCGCAGACAUGGGAUUCGAUAAGCCGACUUCCAUUCAAAUGCAGGCCCUCCCCGUCAUCAUGUCAGGCCGCGAUGUCGUCGGUGUUGCCAAGACUGGAUCGGGUAAAACGCUUGCUUUCCUUCUCCCCAUGUUCCGUCAUAUCAUGGACCAGCCCCCUCUCAAAGACACGGACGGCCCUGUCGGUCUUAUCAUGACACCAACUCGCGAGUUGGCUGUCCAGAUCCAUCGAGACUGCAAACCUUUCUUGAAGGCAAUGGGCCUGCGAGCUGUAUGUGCUUACGGCGGAGCACCCAUCAGAGACCAGAUUGCCGAGCUCAAGCGCGGAGCUGAAAUCGUCGUAUGUACACCCGGCCGUAUGAUUGACCUCCUCGCCGCCAACCAGGGCCGCGUUACGAACUUGCGUCGUGUCACGUACGCUGUGCUUGACGAGGCAGAUCGCAUGUUCGACAUGGGAUUCGAGCCUCAAGUCAUGAAGAUCUUUGCAAACAUUCGACCCGAUCGUCAAACCAUUCUGUUCUCGGCGACGAUGCCACGCAUCAUUGAUUCAUUGACCAAGAAGGUUCUCAAGUCUCCGGUCGAGAUCACGGUCGGAGGUCGUAGUGUUGUCGCAUCAGACAUCACGCAGAUCGUUGAGAUUGUCCCCGAAGACCAAAAGUUCUACCAUCUUCUAGGACUCCUCGGCGAGCUUUACGACAAGGAUGAAGACGCACGUUCCCUUAUUUUCGUUGAACGUCAAGAAAAGGCCGAUGACUUGCUCAAGGAGCUCAUGACCAAGGGCUACCCGUGCAUGUCUAUCCACGGUGGCAAAGACCAAGUUGACAGAGACUCUACAAUCUCGGACUUCAAGAAGGGCAUUGUCCCCAUCCUCAUUGCGACAUCGGUCGCCGCUCGAGGUCUGGACGUCAAGCAGCUCAAGUUGGUUGUCAACUUUGACUGUCCGUCCCACUCUGAGGACUACGUCCACCGUUGCGGACGAACAGGGAGAGCAGGCAACAAGGGUACUGCCGUUACUUACAUCACCGAGGAACAGGAGAGUUGCGCGUCUGCUGUGGCCAAAGCACUUGAGCAGAGCGGUCAACCUGUUCCUGAGCGUCUCGAUGAGAUGCGCAAAGCUUGGAAAGAGAAGGUCAAGUCGGGCAAAGCCAAAGACACCUCUGGCUUUGGUGGUAAGGGUUUGGAUCGUCUGGACGCCGAGCGCGAAGCUGCUCGUCUCCGUGAGCGCAAAACUCAUAAGGCCGAGGGUGAAGAUGACGACGUCAAGGAGGAGAAGACCGAGGAGGACAAAGCCAAGAGCUCCGUCACUGAUAUACAGUCCAAGGUGUCAGCCAUUGUGUCCCGCAACACCAGCAAGCCUGAAGGAGAUGCCAAGAGCAAGGACGCACCGGCCGCCACAGGCAAAGGAGGCCAACCCCUCGACAUGGUCAGUGCAGCGAUCAGGAACAUCAACGAGAGACUUGGCAAGGCGGGACAGCUUCGGUCAGGCCAGCCCAUCGACAACAAGGGCCCCGACGCUGGCGCCUAUCACGCCACGCUCGAGAUCAACGACUUCCCGCAAAAGGCCAGAUGGGCCGUCACGAACAGAACCAACGUUGCCAAGAUCUUGGAAGCUACUGGCGUGUCGAUUACGACCAAGGGAACCUUCUAUCCCGCUGGGAAGGAAGUGCCGCCCGGUGCAGAUCCCAAGCUAUACAUUCUCGUUGAGGGUGACACCGAAGUUGUAGUGGGAGCCGCUAUGACCGAGCUCACCCGACUCCUGAGCGAAGGAACUGUGGCCGCGGCUACGGCUGACAGCCGUGCUCCUGCUUCUGGACGUUACAACGUUGUAUAA